AUGGAGGCAGAGCAAGGCCAAUUCGUCCAAACUACAUACGUCAAGGAGGAGAAGGCCGCCGCGGCCGCGAAACUCGCGCGGGCACGCAAGGCGCUGCUGAGGAACCCCAAGGUCAAGCAGAGAGCGCGGAGGCACCUCGUAGACCUCCAAGCUCCUCCAAGAGCAGUCGGUUACUGGCCAAAGUGGACACCAGUGCUCCCUCCCAUUCCCUCAACCGCCGCCGACUUGGACUUCAAAGAUGACGGAGUGGUCAGCAGUUCCGGCGAACAAGGGCAUGAGUAUCGUGGGCUCGGUUUGGCGGUACUGGCAGCUAUGAUAAAGAUGCGAGGAACUAUGCCGGGUUGCGAGAUUCUGAUAGAAAUUUUGAGUGGAUGGACGUGUGAGCGUUUUAACAGCUGUGAUAUCAGUGCGCGUGACUACAGGGGGUUGGAAGAUUCGAAGGGAAGUUCUGAGCGGAUGGGUUAUAGAUUUAGAAGGCUUCAUAAAAGACAGCCAGGAGGGCGACGAACACUCAACCUUCUGUCAUUACACGCCGCGACAGUUAUGGAGGCUCCUCCUGCGGUCCCUAUUCGAAUGUCGAAGCAUCGCACAAUCGUGCCAUCGCCAUUGUCAAACCCGCCCCUCCUAGCCAGCGACCUGCCGACUCCAACACCCGCUCCACCGCCCUUGAUGCGCGGACCCAAGAUGGGCCGCGUGUUCUUGGGCAUCAACAAUCUUCUGGAGAGCCUGCCGGAGGACGUUGCCCGCGCCGUCCUCUCCAACUUCCGGCACGGCGUACCAACUCCUCUUGGAAUUCUACCAGAUGACAUCAAUCAGCAGUGUAAGGAGGUGGUUGAAGCAACUCAGCAGCUGCUUCUUUCUUUGCCUCUCAGUAGGGCCAUGGGCAUCGCCAACGAUUGGUUUGCUCAAUACGGGGGAGACCCAGACGACGAAGACGAGAGCUAUGAGAGCAAUGAUGAAGAUAAUGAUAUUCCUGCACGGCCACCCACUUCCUUCGCACGGCGUGAUAGCCACCAAAACUCUCUGCAAGCUCCACUCUCUCGAGGCCCGUCCCCGGCCCCGCGCACUCACAGCGCACUCAGCGCUCUUCCAACACAACACGACGUCGCAAACGGGAAGACUCGCCCGCAGCCUCACUUUUCCCCCGAUAGGAAACAUAUGAGCAUUCGUAGCGGUAGAAAGAGUGUCCUCACCCUCAGCACUACCCAGAACACGUCGCCGAAAAGGAAAGCACCCGCACACUCCAGAGAUGAACGACUGCCUACCCGUCCCCGUCUUGCAGGUUCGGAGAGUGCGCCGCGAGCUCUCACGGCGGCGGGGCGCGAUCAAGCACCCACGCGUCCCCACAAGCCAGCACGUCGUAGCUUAGGAGCCGGAAGUGCAGGGCCAGCUUCUAGGUCUUCUGCUAGGUCGUCCUCCGCUCUCGGCGAUUCCAGCCCACCAAGCGAAGAAGAAGUGAGGGCUUGUCAGAAGCUUCGAGCGACGUUCGCGGCGGUGACGACGCCUGAGAACGAGACAGAAGAAGCAGGACAGAGCGGCGGUUCUAGUGGUAGAACUUCUGGAUACUAG
Mytilinidion resinicola is the source of this 1569-nucleotide messenger RNA. RefSeq lists its product as uncharacterized. The coding region runs from base 1 to 1569 and encodes 522 amino acids. The record is from RefSeq and is a predicted model, not a curated record. The transcript has 5 exons. Lineage: Eukaryota; Fungi; Ascomycota; Dothideomycetes; Mytilinidiales; Mytilinidiaceae.